This is a messenger RNA of Erinaceus europaeus (western European hedgehog), 2858 nucleotides long. RefSeq names its product zinc finger B-box domain containing (gene ZBBX). NCBI's taxonomy places the organism in Eukaryota, Metazoa, Chordata, Mammalia, Eulipotyphla, Erinaceidae. Gene Ontology annotation, molecular function: zinc ion binding. The record is from RefSeq and is a predicted model, not a curated record. Gene Ontology annotation, cellular component: motile cilium. The coding region runs from base 210 to 2723 and encodes 837 amino acids. Gene Ontology annotation, biological process: cilium movement. The transcript has 20 exons.
UAGUGGGAUAGAGCUCUGGAGAGGUGAGGUUCCAGGACCCAUUGGUGAGGUUGUGUUCCCAGGGAAUUCAGGAUGGAAUCAUAGCAGCAUCUGCAACUUGGUGGCUGAAAGGUGGUAAAACAUAAAACAGGAAAAAUUGUUUAAUAAAAAGGAACCCAAAGAAAAUUUGUACAUCAUCAUAAUUUUGAGACAAUAAUAACAGGAUAAUCAUGAAUACCAAAGAUUUUAUAGUUCUUCCUUGGGGGAAACCUGGAAACACAGUAAAAUUGAAAUAUAAAAAUGCUCAGGAACUAAGGAUGGAGAAAGUCCAGUUAGAGUUGGACACUCAAGACAUGGAAAUGAAACUGCAAGAAUUCCAUUCUGCAAAGAGAAAAGAAAAGGAAGAGAGACAGUCAAAUGGAUUCUACUGGAAGUCUGGUCAACUGUGCAAAAUGAAUAAUCAGUCACAUAUGAUAGCACAACACAAAGAAAAUGUUAAGCUCUCUACUGGAAAAGUGAAAUUAAAAUUACUGAAAGAACAGCGUCAAGAACCAGUGAAGCAACAUCUUAAUUAUAGAAUGGUGAACCCUUCUGAAAGUAAAAAACCCAUGAGGAAAGGGAAGGUUUGUGGCCAGUGUGAGAACAAAGCUGCUCUACUAGUAUGCUUUGAAUGUGGAGAAGAUUAUUGUUCCGGGUGCUUUGCUAAAAUUCACCAGAAGGGGGCACUAAAGCUCCACCGAACAACUCUUUUGCAGGCAAAAACUCAAAUAUUAUCCAGUGUCCUGGAUGCUGCCCAUCAUUUCAUUAAAGAAGUUAAUCCAGAUGAGCCCCAAAAGAAUUGUUCUGCUAAAGAGAUUGGCAGGAGUGGAAUUCAGCAUAAACCCAGACCUCUGCCUCUGCAGGAGAACAACUGUGAGGUAGACGUUUCAGCAUCAGAAAGAGCACAAGGUACAAGUCCACCAGCUAGCCUCUUAAUUGAAGGGUCAUUUGAUGAAGAUGCUUCUGCUCAAAGCUUUCAAGAAGCUUUAAAUCAGUGGAGAACUGGACGUCAGGAGCAGGAUGAAAAACAGAAUUUACAAGCACCCAAACCAGAGUCAUUAGAAGAAUGUGAAGUACAAACAAAUUUAAAAGUUUGGAGAGAACCACUGAAGAUUGAAUUUAAAGAAGACAGUCUAUCCUAUAUGCAAAAAAUAUGGCUUAAAAAGCAUAGAAGCACUCCACAGAAGCAGCCUGGAGGCAUAAUAAGGGAUGAGGUCCCACUUCCAUGUGAAACGAUCAGUGAGACCAUUUGUCCUCAGAAUGAACACGUGGAAGUCAGUGAAGUUGACAAUGAUAAAGUACAACAACAAGCUCUUUUUCUGCCUGUAGAAGAAUUAAUCAUAGAGAGACCUGAACCUGCUCUCAGAAUCGUAGAACUGGAUGAUACUAAUGAAGAGGAAUACGAAGAAAUAGGAAAUGUCGUGCCUUACAAAGUUGAAUUAGCUACUAAAGAUAGUCAACAAAGUUGCACAAUUCAUGGUUAUCAGAAUACUUUUAUGUAUGGCAAUGAUAUCCUUCAUCAUCAUGUUUUCAUCAAGGGAAAAACAGACCUCUUACAUCUUCGUCUGAACAACUGCUUUUCUUAUUGCAAAGAUAUCUCAAAAGCAGGAACUUCAAAUACAAGUUAUGAGAACACUGUAGAUUCUGAUAUUUAUUCCACUGCCAUUGAAAAUUUAGGAGGAAGCAGCUUUGCUGAAAGAAAUUCCAAAGAGAAAAAUAUAAAUAUAGAAAGUAAUAUGAAGCCUGAUGAUUCCAGCAUAUCUCUUGAGAUCAAGAAUUCCUUUCCAAGGAUAAAUAAUGAACAGCCUUCCAUUAAGGAGAAAUUAUCUGAAGACAUCAAAGAAUCCUUGGAAUUUAGUAAUUUGUUUGAGAAGACAAACUCUAAAGACUCUAAAACAGAGUCCCCACUGUUGUUACAAGAAAUAGCUCUCAGAAGUAAGCCUAUAACUGAACAGUAUCAAGGACUUGAGCGGUUCUUUGUUUUUGGUAAAACAGAAAGACUCCACUCACUCCCUUCUCAAAGCUUAGAUCACAGCUCUUCCAGUACUUGGAUAUCAAUUACAGGAGAUAGAGACUGGAUCCCAGACCACAGUGUCAGUGCAUAUGCCAGUGCUGCAGUGGACGCAGGCAUGCAGCAAAACACUCAGAACUCACCACCAGAAAGAACACAGAAAAAGAGGGGAAAGACAUCACAGAGACCUUCAACAGCAAAUUUACCAUUUCUCACCUCUGGUAGAGAAAGUUCCAGUGGCCUUUCCUCCCCUCUGUCUCAAUCAAGAAGCGUAGUUGCUCAGUCAUUAUCCAGAUCCAUGACUCAGUUUCCAGAAAUUGAAUCUGCUGAUACAACUGAUCCUACUGAGAAUUUUCUGGAUGACACUGCUCAGCAAAAAUCCUUGACAAGUUUCGGAAAAGGACCGAACAUGCUGAAAAAUGUUUUAGGUCCUUCAGAAAAACUUUACAACCCAGCCUCUGAGGAGUUAGCAGCUUUCAACAACCAUUUGCUGGAUCUAAGUCAUUCUAGCCCAGUCUGUUCUAUGUUCUCACUUGGAAGGGUCACCUAUAAAGUUGAAGGAACCAGAUCUUCUGAAAAAGAUACUGAAAUUCAGUCUUUUUGUGACAGCAGCACAGAUGAGGAGGAAGAAGAGUUUUCUUGGCAAGAAGCUAAUCAUCACACUACUGUGGUCAGAGUACCCAAUCAGCAUUAAUGCAUUGCUUUUUAAAAAUUUCAUACUAUUUUAAAUAAGUAACCAAGUAGUUACCUCACCAAGUACUGAAGAAUUGAUUAUUAAUAUCUCUGAUGUUUCAAAAUUUGCCAACUAAUAAAGUUAAUGAAAUGAAAA